AUGAACCCCUCUGUUGUGGCUGCCCACAAGAGGAUUGGACUUCUCCAAAAGUUCAACAAAUGGCAAGGGAAAGCCAUUGAGAAGAUGCAAAAGUCCAUGGACAAGAUGAUCCUUCUCACCACUCCAAGGAGGCUCCCUGCCCAAGAGCCUCACAGAGCCUCUUCUUUCGAGCCAAGGGAAGGAGAAGACAACACGCAGAGAAGGAGGAAGACUUCUAAGGCCAGACGCUCCAGCUCGACCACCGGACUCGAUCGAGUCCAAACAGAGGAAACUCAACUCGAUCGAGCUGACGGUCGAGUUGGCCUUGAGGAGCCCAGUUCGAGGAUCCGGGAUUUGAAUACGAUCCAUGCCUUACCAGGAGCCUCCCCGGAGUAG
Messenger RNA from Microthlaspi erraticum, 375 nucleotides. The record is from the annotation of a GenBank genome assembly. NCBI's taxonomy places the organism in Eukaryota, Viridiplantae, Streptophyta, Magnoliopsida, Brassicales, Brassicaceae.